AUGUGCCCCCCGGUCAGCGCGCGGUACGGGGGCGAGGGCACGUCCUACCUCCAUGCAGCCUGGGUGUACCAGCUUCAGCAUGGCGACCAGCUGGGGGUCUGCUUCGCUUGCUUCAAGGCCGCCUUUCUGGAGCUCCGAGACUUGCUGGAGUGGGAAGACUGGGAAGAUGAAGCCUGGGACCCCGAGCUGAUGGGCCCCACCGAGGCGGGGCCCGAGCAGGGGGGGUCCCCGGGGAUGGGGCUCGGCUGGGGGCAGGGCCGAGGUCACCCCGCCCCGGGGGGGGCCGUGGCCUGGGGGCCAGGCACCCUGGCGUCAGCCCCUGCGGGGUCUGAGGAGGUGGGCCUGGACCACCACUUUGUGCCCACCGAGCUGGAGCCUCAGGACGCAGCACCCCUGGGCCUGGGCCCUGAGGAUGCUGACUGGACCCAGAGCCUGCCCUGGAGACUCGGCGGGCCCCCCACCUGCUCGCACUGGCCGAGUCUCCCUCCUCCGUGGCAGGGGUUUCUCAAAGUGGACCUGCCCCCGGGGGAGCCCAUGGUGUUGGAGCUGGGCACCACCCGGGCGGUGGACCCUGCCGAGGCUGAGGCCUGCUUAAGGGACCUGCAGGUCAUCUCCAUGGUGGGUUGCUACGACGCCAUCUACCUCCGGAAGAUGACAGUAGGACGGACCCUGAGGACCCCGGGCCAGGGCUGGAAACUGCUGCUGGAGCCCGACGAGGUGUGGGUGGUGAGACUGCAAGACACGCCCCAGGAGCAGGACCUGCACAAGUGGAGGCUGAGCAUUCUGGAGUCCUCUCCUCCAGGGCAGACCGAAGAGCUGGUCCCUGCGGACUCUGCCCUGCUUAAGAGGGGAUUCACCAUCCUCUCUUACUCACCCUGGGCCAAAAGGGAGGCAGGGGAGGGGGCCUCCGCAUCCAGGCCACAGUCCUCAUCCUCCCAGGGACAGGGACCCCAGCACCGCUGA
Messenger RNA from Odobenus rosmarus divergens (Pacific walrus), 963 nucleotides. It is a transcript of the gene TEX19, whose product is annotated as testis-expressed protein 19.2-like. Bases 1 to 963 code for a protein of 320 amino acids. Gene Ontology annotation, cellular component: cytoplasm; nucleus. The record is from RefSeq and is a predicted model, not a curated record. Lineage: Eukaryota; Metazoa; Chordata; Mammalia; Carnivora; Odobenidae. The transcript has a single exon. Gene Ontology annotation, biological process: spermatogenesis; placenta development; male gonad development.